AUGGACCCUAGUACGCUUCCUCCAGCACUCCGAGACAGCAUCCAGUGGGCUGGAAACGGGGUGCUAACAUACUACGACCCUGAUUUCCCGUAUGCGGAUCUAUCUCCGCAACGAGUUAAUAGCGCCCGGGAGACCUACUCCACUAGCGACGAUGAGUAUAUUGUAGAGGGUACUUAUCAAUAUGCUGAUACACCUUUGCCCCCUUCUUGUCGGGUCCAGUACCCGUAUGGGCCUAAGGAGGUCUUCGCGGCUUUGGUAAGAGAGGUCGCCAACUCGUCGAGCUCUGACAAUUCCCCUAGCUCGCCUGGCACUGUAGACUCUCCCGGUUCAUCCCAGGAUGAGAGUUCCGAACCCAGUUCGGAAUCCGAGGACGAUGAGAUGCCCUUACCUGUUCGCCCUCUCAUCCGUCGCCGAGUGACGACAGAGAGCUAUAGAGCUCCUGAGCCGGAGCGGCCGCGGCAACGGAUUGCCGACCACGAGCGUCGGCAUCCGCGUCACCAUAGCCCUUCGCCCCCACGGGAACCACCACGAGAGUGGCGAGAAACGCGACAGGGGAGGGCUUUUCAGGGGCCAGCAGCUCAGCGGGUGCAAGAAGGGGUUAGCCAUCAACAGCCGCAGCUCCCUCGCCCCAGCACUCAUGGUGAGCAAGGGCACCGAGGUCAGAGACCUUCAGUAAAUGUAGGACAAAGUGCUCCGCAAGAUUCGUUACGGGAAAGGUUUGAGAACCUACGUGUGCGAUCGGAGCCGUCGUCACCCGAAGGCCCGGCCGAUCCGCCUUCAAGGCUUGUACCGUCCCAGCGGAGAUCCUCUAGGCCGGAGAACCCGAGGCGUACAGACACCUACGCUGGGUCAUAUUCGUCUUCGGGGCGGCCCCGUCGGAUAGGGGAUUUUGCCCGACCGCCAGCAUCGGAGGCUCCACGUCCUCUUGCACAGCCGGCUCUAUCCACACCAAGGCGUCAAUCCGCCAGGCCGGAUCCAAGGCGGAGGGUCACUCACGCGGGUACUUCGUCUUCUUCGGGAAGGACCCAUGGAAGCCAAGAAAAUCGUCCGGUGGUGCAGUCACAUGAAGCCUCGCAUGCCCCCGCACAACCAAGGCGCUCGGCGUCACAGCAUCAGCCUACCAGGCCAGCGGCUCCAAGGCGAGCGACUACGCAUGAGAGCUCCGCUACUAUCGCUUCCUCUUCAAGCCAGUCUACCCAGGACCAGAGCAGCCUCGCGGCCCAUCUGAGCAUCCUAGAUGCCCAAUAUCGUCCAGGGUCGAAGUUGAUGAAAGAGGAUGAUGUGGGCUCGAUGGUCGUCCAGGUCCACGUAGACUCGGCCUCGGUCUGCCGGCGUCGCCGUCGCCAGAAGGAGCGUGAGAGCCGGCCAGCUCCACCUCCUGAGCCCAAGAGUUCUCGGCUUGGUUUCUUGAAACAUUUCACGAAAAAGAAGUAG
This is a messenger RNA of Annulohypoxylon truncatum, 1434 nucleotides long. RefSeq lists its product as uncharacterized. The transcript has a single exon. Lineage: Eukaryota; Fungi; Ascomycota; Sordariomycetes; Xylariales; Hypoxylaceae. Bases 1 to 1434 code for a protein of 477 amino acids. The record is from RefSeq and is a predicted model, not a curated record.